AUGUCGCCAGCACCGCCGCCCUGUGGCUUCGCCGAGGCGGAGUCGACAAACACAAAGUCUGCCCCCAAGUUCCGGUCGGCCUGCAAUGCCUGUCACGAAGUCAAGCUCAAAUGCCUGGGUGGCCAGCCUUGCGCACGCUGCCGAAACAAGCAGGUCGAGUGUGUAUACAGCCAUGCCGCCCGCAUUGGGAAGCCAAAAGGAAGCAGGAACAAAAAGACACUGGAGCGGCUGCGGCAGGCCAAGGCCAUGUCCAGACCAGAGGAGACACAGGGAGAAGAGACGACGUCCUUGACAGCGGUAGACGCGAGCCAAGCCAUCAACUGCCGCGCCUUGAGUGGCUCCACGCGCCGAGAUUCCUCCCCCCUUCCUCCCCCUCAUUCGGAUACAGACUCGGCGGAGGGGGGUGCAGAAGAGGAGCUGCUCGAUCAAGAGGAAAGAGACGAGGCAGAAAAGCCGCCAUUGGUAGAGAACCCUCCGAAUCUAAACCCACUCGAGCAAAUCAGCCCCCCGAGAGAGGACUUUCUGGAUCUGUUGGCACACUCCAGCCUGCUCAACAACACCCAACACGACCUGCAACACCCGACGGCUGAUAUGGUACCCGAUGGCCUGGCCGGUUUCCCACAUGCCUCCACUUCCGCUGCAGACGACCUGUCGUGGAUGACUUCGCCCACAAAAUCACUCUUGAGCACGACAUUUCCAGCCAUCGAGGAUGAUUUGCAGGACUUGCAGGAUCCCUUCCUGUGCUCCAGUUGGAGGAGCGCCUGUCUACCCCCGUCCUCUUCGAGAUCAUCCUUCCACUUUCCACGCUUCAAUCACUUCGCAGAAGACACAAUGGGUCUGGAAUACGCUUCGGGCAUGGAUGCCACCAGGUCGCUAGGCGAUCCACCGCACGCCAUGGCGAGGGCUGGCUCCUUCUCCACCAGCGGUCCCGGCUCGAGCCAAGAAGGCAGCCACUUCCUGUCUAGCAGGCACAGUCAAUCCUCGGGCAUGUACCAGCCGGUCCCCAAAAGACCGUCUUGUUCCUGUCUCAAGUUGCAGGCCUCUGCCCUGUGUCGCAUUCAUCUCGUCGACCGGUCUCACGCCGACAUGCGCGGGGACACCGUCCUAGCCACUGCGUCCACCAUUCUCGACUCGUGCAAUGCCCUGAUCUUGUGUCCCUCCUGCGCAACAGACUACAAAUUCCUUCUCCUCGCCAUCAUGACAGUGCGAAUCCUGCUUUGUUGGCUUCGCGGUCUUUCUGCUACACGCACCCAGAAUGACAACGCCAACAUGAAACUGACAUUGGGCGAGUACGAAAUCUCUGGAGAAGAAGAAGCCAUUAUCAAGAAUAUGCUGGUCUCACGAGCACUCGAGAAGGUCAAGAUUGCUGUCCGGAGACUCCGAGAGCGUGUGAACAGUAUCACGAUACAAGAGGUGGGCAAUUGCAGCGAGUCUACACAGCGCUGGGAUCUUACGUACAUACGCAUGUGCCUCGAUCACAUGGAAAAACAGGUGGGCUGCUGA
Plenodomus lingam JN3 is the source of this 1503-nucleotide messenger RNA. RefSeq lists its product as uncharacterized. NCBI's taxonomy places the organism in Eukaryota, Fungi, Ascomycota, Dothideomycetes, Pleosporales, Leptosphaeriaceae. The record is from RefSeq and is a predicted model, not a curated record. Gene Ontology annotation, cellular component: nucleus. Gene Ontology annotation, biological process: positive regulation of transcription by RNA polymerase II. Gene Ontology annotation, molecular function: zinc ion binding; sequence-specific DNA binding; DNA-binding transcription factor activity, RNA polymerase II-specific.